AUGGCCACACCAGGAAGCGGAGGCUGGGCUCAGCUACGCCAGCAAGCACGAUCAUUGGAGAAUCAGACGGAGAGUCUGUUUCAUACCUAUUCCCAAUUCUCGACUGGAUCCAAUAUCCCACCUAAGCCAUCAGCGGAGGAGCGUGACGUAGAAGCAAGAUUGGAGGAUGUACUAGACAAGCGCGACAAUGUCAUCGCCCAACUCGCCCGACUCCUGGAUUCGGAAGCAUCCCUCAACACAUCCGCGCUCAAGCAAAACAACCUAUCCCUGCUCCGGGAGAAGCUUUCCUCUCACCGCCGCGACCUGGCCCGUCUCAAGUCCACACUGCAGCAAGCUCGCAAUCGCGCCAACCUCCUAAGUAACGUGCAGUCCGAUAUUGACGAGUACCGCGCGAACAACCCGGAAGCUGCCGAGGCCGAUUACAUGCUGGACGAGCGCAAUCGCAUCGACAGGAGUAACGAUGCGACAGAUAGCGUCCUCAGCCAGGCAUAUGCCAUCAACGAAAGCUUUCUAAUUCAGAGGGAGACCUUGGCGAGCAUCAACCGGAGAAUAACCAUGGCUGCGAGCAAAGUGCCAGGCAUCAACUCAAUAAUUGGACGUAUAAGUACCAGGAAGAGGAGAGAUGGAAUCAUCAUGGGAACUUUUAUCGCGAUGUGCUUCAUUGUCUUCUUUUGGUUCAGGUAA
Messenger RNA from Trichoderma aggressivum f. europaeum, 684 nucleotides. RefSeq lists its product as uncharacterized. The transcript is spliced from 3 exons. The coding region runs from base 1 to 684 and encodes 227 amino acids. NCBI's taxonomy places the organism in Eukaryota, Fungi, Ascomycota, Sordariomycetes, Hypocreales, Hypocreaceae. The record is from RefSeq and is a predicted model, not a curated record. Gene Ontology annotation, molecular function: SNAP receptor activity. Gene Ontology annotation, biological process: endoplasmic reticulum to Golgi vesicle-mediated transport; vesicle fusion. Gene Ontology annotation, cellular component: Golgi medial cisterna; Golgi membrane; cis-Golgi network.